This is a messenger RNA of Limulus polyphemus (Atlantic horseshoe crab), 437 nucleotides long. RefSeq lists its product as uncharacterized. The transcript is spliced from 2 exons. Gene Ontology annotation, molecular function: DNA binding. NCBI's taxonomy places the organism in Eukaryota, Metazoa, Arthropoda, Merostomata, Xiphosura, Limulidae. Gene Ontology annotation, biological process: negative regulation of DNA-templated transcription. The coding region runs from base 82 to 417 and encodes 111 amino acids. The record is from RefSeq and is a predicted model, not a curated record.
UUGUUUUCUUUAACUUUUAUUUUAUGUAUUUUUUAGGUUCAUAUUGGAAAAAGAGUGUAGAUCAAUCAGCAUAAAUGGGAUAUGAUACGGGCAAAUAAAAAAAGUCUUUAUGUAUUUGUAAAAAUAUUGCUGUUGCACUAUGGGGGUCUGAUAAGGUUAAAAACCAUAGUUUGGAGAGGAAAAUCUGCACAUCAAAUAAAACUGCUGCCCAAAUCCACACUGAAUCCUCAUAAGUAUGCUGCAGUGAAAGGCUGUUACAGAAACUGGUUACAGCAGAAUGGUAUUCCAGAUGAAGAGGUAAUCAAAAGAAGUGCCAAAGUUGGAUAUUACAUAACAGACAAAAUUAUGGAUAUAAAUAAAGGAAUAAAAAAGCAACAAAAAGUUAAACAAUGUUCCUCACACACCAGCAGUGAAUGAUGAUGCGACUUUUCUUAUGU